Molecule: messenger RNA, 685 nt
Organism: Silurus meridionalis
Lineage: Eukaryota; Metazoa; Chordata; Actinopteri; Siluriformes; Siluridae
Product: tumor necrosis factor receptor superfamily member 14-like
Exons: 7
Coding region: 38-685 (215 amino acids)
Biological process (GO): signal transduction; negative regulation of alpha-beta T cell proliferation; positive regulation of peptidyl-tyrosine phosphorylation
Cellular component (GO): membrane; external side of plasma membrane
Molecular function (GO): transmembrane signaling receptor activity; protein binding
Source: RefSeq, a predicted model, not a curated record
CCGAGCUGAAUAUGAGAUAAAUGGAGAAUGUUGUCCCAUGUGUGCACCUGGAAGCCAUGUUUAUAGGCAUUGCACUGAAUUUAUCAGCACGACCUGUGUGCCAUGUGCUUACUCAACUUACAUCUCUGAGCCCAAUGGUCGUCUAAAUUGUCUUAGUUGUGCGGUUUGUGAUCCUGAGCAAGGAUUAAGAGUAAAGACAACCUGUGCACGGUAUACAGAUACAGUUUGUGAGCCACUUGAGGGAUUUUACUGUGUCAGUAAUGACAAGGGCAGCUGUACACAAGCUGUCGAACACAGAAAAUGCAGCCCUGGACACUACAUAAAGCAGAAAGGAACAGCACAUAAUGAUGCAGAAUGUGGUGAAUGUAAAAAUGGUACCUACUCUGAUGGAUCACUUGACAUUUGCAAACAGCACACAAAGUGUGAAGAUUUGGGACUUAGAGAAAUAAAACCAGGCACAACGAUCUCUGAUGUUGAGUGUGGAAAUAAAACUCAAGUGCCUCUGUUCAUAACUAUGACUGUUAUCAUAGUUUGCAUUAUUGUGGCACCAGCACUAGUAAUUCCUUUCAUAAUUAGACAUAAAAUUUGCCGACAUGAAGGUAGGAAGUCUGAAAAAGAAACAGAGGACAUACAAGAUAAUGAAACACUUACCAUGGUCUCAGCAUUUCAACAACCAAAUAAGUAA